Trypanosoma brucei brucei TREU927 is the source of this 795-nucleotide messenger RNA. RefSeq lists its product as hypothetical. Lineage: Eukaryota; Euglenozoa; Kinetoplastea; Trypanosomatida; Trypanosomatidae. The transcript has a single exon. Bases 1 to 795 code for a protein of 264 amino acids. The record is from RefSeq and is a predicted model, not a curated record.
AUGCUGACUUUACGCAAGCAAACACUGCCUGUUGCAACAGCAACACUUCUCUUGCAGCGUCGGGGCGUGGAGUACUGGGGUUCCUCUGUAACGGGACGAACACAACCUUAUGCACAGGGUGACUUGAUCCCUCGUGUAGACAACAUGCGUCAUGUUGUAAGCAAAUCAUCCAGCGCUGCGGCAAAUCUUACGGGCAGCAAUUUGGGUGUUGCGUACGACAGUGACACUAUCUUUUCUGUUGCCGGUUACAGUCGGGCGGAGAAGGAGCACUAUCGGCCGCUUCGUGGAAUCGCGCGGUAUAAAAUAGAACCCAUGGCAGAGAGCGACACAGUGGCGGCCCAGGGUUUGUUAGAGCAGGCAGAAAUGAGCAAAAGUAUAAGCUUUGUUGUGUCAUGGUGGGGCGGUGUGCUAAAGGAUUUUCCUUCUUUGAAGAAAGUAUGUGAUGAUACGUUCAAGGAAGAGUUCACCAGCUUCUAUAAGAGCGCCCUGUCGGUGGCGCACGAUGAUGCCGCCGUGAAGGCUCUGGCGGUGCCGUUUGUGCGGCGCCAGAUGCAGGAGCACUACAUUAGCUUUCCUAUGUUUUGGCGUAUAGCAGAGAAGUUAGCGGAUGCCAUUGAAAAGGUUCCCCAAAUGCAGAAACCCGCAAGGAGUGUCUCCCGCAUAGCGGUGGAGCGCGUAACGAAAAUUGCGCUAAACACAAUUGCAGAUGAGCCGUGGGCUCUUGAUGAGAUGACAAGUCCACUGCUUUUUGAUGUGUCAAACUUCCGCGCCUGGCAUGAGGCGGGAAACUGGUAG